Leishmania major strain Friedlin is the source of this 1683-nucleotide messenger RNA. RefSeq names its product casein kinase I-like protein. The record is from RefSeq and is a predicted model, not a curated record. The transcript has a single exon. Gene Ontology annotation, biological process: endocytosis; signal transduction; peptidyl-serine phosphorylation. Bases 1 to 1683 code for a protein of 560 amino acids. Gene Ontology annotation, molecular function: protein serine/threonine kinase activity; ATP binding. Lineage: Eukaryota; Euglenozoa; Kinetoplastea; Trypanosomatida; Trypanosomatidae. Gene Ontology annotation, cellular component: nucleus; cytoplasm.
AUGACGCUGACGAGCCGUACCGCGCAGGCCGCGCAUGCGCAGAACGAUGUAGCGGCUCAAAGGCCACCGCCGCCCCUUUACCCAAGCAUGAACGUGGGAGCCAGCGCCGUACACCCGCAUCAAAAUCGCCCGUGCCAUGCGUACGACAGUCAACCCGCGUGGCAGAAUCCACAGCUCGGCACCGCGCCUCCCGCGGUGAUAGCUGGCGCCCCCCUUGCUCCUGAGCAGCAGCAACAGCAGACUCACCAGCAGGGCCGCAGCAACCAGCCCCAGAGCAUCUUUGGUGGCCGCUUCACCCUUCUCGAUCGACUCGGUAGCGGCGGGUUUGGCGAAGUUUACCGCGCCGAGGAGUGUGACCAGCUGGUGCCGCUCGCAGUCAAGGUGGAGCGGGUGACCGACACAAAUGCUCUGCCUGAGCAGUCUUUUCUCUUCCAUGAGGCGAAGGUGAUGCAGGAGAUACACAAGUCUAUCCAGGCAUACAUGGCGGCCCAGCAACAGCACCAGUUGCUGCGGCUGCAGCAGGAGAAGGCGCAGAGCGGAAAUGGGCGGCGUGCCAACAACGAGGCUGCCGCGGCAGCCGAUGAGGUGAGGCAGGAGAAGGUAGGGAUUGCGAAGCUGAAGUACUAUGGCCAGGAUGGCAUGAGCCGCGUGCUCAUCAUGUCCCUGCACGGCCAGUCCGUCGCAAACGUCCACCGGCACCAAGGGCGCCUGUCGUUGUUUGCGACGGUGAUGAUCGCAGAUCAGGUGCUCAGGAGUCUCGAACACGUGCACCGCGCCGGGUACGUGCACGCGGACUUGAAGCCAGACAAUAUUCUGCUUGGCCGUGAGGACCCGGAGCAGCUAUACUUGGUGGACUUUGGCCUGAGCGUCCACUUCCGCGACCGCAAGGGCAAGCAUCGUCCUCUCGUCACGAACCACAGCUUUGUUGGCACCCCACGCUACGCAUCACUGCGGACACACAUGGGCCACACCCUGUCCCGCCGCGAUGACAUUGAGCAGCUCGUGUACGUCAUGAUCUAUCUUUUUCGCGGCCGUCUGCCGUGGUCGGGUCUGCGCAUCAGCGACCCGGAUGCGAAGGAGAAGCGCAUUGCGCAGAUGAAGGCGGAGAUGACGCUGGACUCGAUCUGCGCCGGCUGCCCGGAGGCCUUCCGGGACGUACUUAACUACGCUCGGUGCAUGGAGUUUGAAGAGGAGCCACAGUAUCAGUUUCUGCAUGUGCUGCUGUGCUCGCUGCGUGACUCUUGCACGGAGUUGAGCAGCGAUCCGAGCUGCGUGCCCGCGAACGGUUCUGGUGGCGUGAUGCCGCAGAUGCUCACGUUGAAUGUCAACUGUAGUACUCGCCAGCACCCCAAAGACCAAAACGGCGGCGACGCUGCUGCGAACGGUGGUGCUGUGGGUGUGACUGCAGCGGAGGCGGGGCUUGUGCAGAACACGAAUAUCGUGUCUGGCGUCGUCGAACAGAUUGACGGGGUUGCCGAGAACCCGAUGAUGAUGUCUUCACGGGGCACUGGCGCGCCGGCCUUCUUCAGCGAUGCCAUCGGCCAGGGCUUCCUAUCGGGUAACGGUACAGAUGCCGGACCACUAUCGCCGCGCAUCGACUGCCUAAACGGCCAGCCGUUCUCGCCCCCGCCGCUGGAUCUGCAGCGGCCGUGUGGGUCACCGCAGCUGCGGCAGAUGCGUUAA